GUCUGUGCACAAUAUACACACACACACACACACACAUAGACAGGCACGGACACACAUACACAUACGCACAGCUCUAGACAGACACAUACCACAAACGAAAGUAGGAGCCAAGCUUAACGAACGAUCGUGGCCCUGUUCACAGUUCGCUAUCGGAACCGUACAAGACAUUCUCUUCAUUUCUCGCUCUUUCUCUUUUCCCUUUUCCUAUUGUUCGCAGACUUUUUACAACGGCUAAAAGUGGAUAAUGGCUAGGAAACAUUUGCCCUCCUCCAUGAUUGUCGAAUGUGCUAACAGAAGAAAUUGCUGUAUAAAAUGGGUAUUCUACUCUUUGAUGUUGCUGUCUCUUUUUCUGCACGCAACCGAUGCUACGAAACGGGUUCACUGCCAGAAAGGAUGUUCUUGCAAACACGGUAAAGUGAUGUGUAGCAAAUUAAAAUCCUUCCCCAAUAACUUACCUAACACCACCAUGUCCUUGGAAAUCCGCGACUCUAAUAUAACAGACAUCCCACCUGGAGCGUUAGCAUUUUCAUCAAACAUUCGCCACUUAACCAUCAUUAACAGCAAAAUUGACAAAAUCCUCACCUGUGCAUUCAGCAAUCUUAAACGCAUCAGCAUCACAUUUACUGGAAGUGCUAUUGUUGAAAUACAAGAAGGAGCGUUCCGCCAUCUAGUGGAUGAUGUCGUCAUUUCUUUGAAAUAUACAACUAUAUUUCGUUUACAUAGUUUUGCAUUUGAUGAUCUGCGAAAUGUUGAUGCGCUUUACAUAACUCAUUGCAGUUUUAAGUCAAUUAGUUCAUUUGCAUUUAGUAAAAUACACAGCGUGAAGAAAGUCCAUAUCGCCAACAACAACUUUCCAAUCCUUCCAUCUUUGACAUUUAUUAAUGUAAAAAAUAUUGGACUGUGGGACAUGGAAUUUAAUACAUUUUCUGAUUUUGCUUGCAACCCGUUUAGCUACCUGUUUUGGAAUGUUACCGAAGUGAAUGUUGUCUUCAAUAGAUUACCUUGUUCUUGUGAAGUGGCUAAAUUUUUGCAAUCCGAUUUUCCUUUCCCUGAACAUAUACGGGAUGCUUUUAUAAUUGAAAACAUGUGUUACGAAUACGGAAAGGCUGAAGAUACGUUCCUCAGCAAUUUAGUUCAGGAGCAAAAGAAUUGUGAAAGCUUACGUCUGGCAAGUUGUACUGAAAACGCAAUGAACUCUUUAGAGGUGAUUUGUCAAAAAUCUUCAGUCAUACGCACUGAUAAGUUGUCAUCACUGAUUCCUCAUGCUACAGUGAAUCCUGAUUUAUCGACAGUCAGAGAUCCAAACGGUGUUUAUGCUGAUGAAAUAGAACCCCUCUAUAACAACCCAACCACAAAAUUUGACAGUCAAGAAAAAAGUGAUAGCCAAAAGAAAAAAACAGAAACCAAAGACGACAUGAUUCCUAAGGAUGGUAUAACUUCUGGUGACAGAGAAGCAUCUGCUGAUGGUAUUAAUGAUGAAUCCAAGCAUCCAGAUUUGGGAUCGGCAAAAAGACAUGAGCCCAAGGAUGAAGUUGAUGUGGUUAUUAGUCGAGUCCUAAAAGAUACCAGUACUUUACCCACCUCCAGAAAAACUGAGCGAAUGAACAAGAAAACCAGCAACAAAGCAGAUUCCAUCAGCGGACGUAUUGGGUCGAUUGUCACUGAAACACCGAAUCCUAAAAGUACGAAGUCAACUUCUCUUCAGCUGCAAAACCAACCAUCUAAAACAAGUGGACAGUCUGCCCUGCAUGCCUACACAAAAUUUUGUAUCAUCUCGUUUCUGUUGGCCAUAAACUGUGCAGUGCCAUAUUUCUAAAGACAUGCAUGUGUACGUAAAUGUCAUAAAUAAAGUUAUAUUUUUGUAAAUAUUCCUUAAGUUAUCUUUAAUUCCCAAAUCCUAAAGAAAAACUAUUGACUGAGGCUAUGUUUUCAGAAACCGGUAGAUCUAAAUUCAAGAAUGUUUGUUUUUUCAUAGCCUAAACACUUGGUCUACAGCACUUGUACGAACGUAAAUUUAGCAAAAAGAGAGAAAAAAAAAGCCAAUUGGAUAGAACAUAGGUCUACCGCGCGUUUAAUUGCCAAAUAAAGUGGUAAUCCUUCCUCUGCUAGAUAGAAUUAGUCGAGAAAGGUUAAGUGGUUUAUCCAGGGAUGCAAUGUAACAUCUAUACUGGAAUGUGAACCCAUGACAACGAUGUGGACAAGUAUUUCUUCGUAAAGACUCAUGUGUGCAACAUCUGUGUCUACGCCCAUCAAGGCUAAAUUCUUUAAUGAUCUACCUGAAGUAUUUCGGUAUAAAAUUGUCCGAGUGUUUCAUUGAUUGUGAUUUUGUCUUCAUGUGUAGUGAGUUGACGGGAAUGGUAAAGACCGGGCUAAUAAUGUUAGAGAAUGAGCUAAUAAAGCUGAAGACCAGGCUAAGAAUGCCUUGCAGCUUCUAGUUUCGUCCCUUUACGUGCUGAAGUCAAAUUUCUCCAGGCUCAUCUUUGCUUUUCUUCACAUAAAUAUAUAUGGCCUUGAGCCAUCCUAAGAAAUCCUUUACUUUGGCUUGACUCACAAGUCAAGAUUUCUAGUUUAGAAUGACCAGUAAAUACAGUAUCAAAAUGAUUUAUACUGAGACUUAUACAUAUACAACACGCACAUACAGACCCAUUCGUUCUCAUUGUACACACACACACACACACACACACACAUAUCAAUACUACAUUUAUUAAUAAUGAAACACAAAAUUAAUCAUACUGUUUGAUGUUCAUUUUUCGAUCAUCGAGUUUGGAAUUGUCUUCCAGUCCGAUUUUGUUAAUAUUUGUACAAAAAACAAAUGGUGGCAGUCAUUGGGAGUAGAAUCUUCUAAAAUAAUUUGUUUGAAUAAUGUUGUGUUCUUGUUUUUGUAAUUCCUACCAGAAUUUGUACUAUAAUGCCUAAUUUCGUGAUUUUUUUUAAAAUUCUAAAUUAAAUUAUAUUUGAAUUAAAAAAAAUUAUAUCUGGA
This is a messenger RNA of Octopus sinensis (East Asian common octopus), 2980 nucleotides long. RefSeq lists its product as uncharacterized. The coding region runs from base 245 to 1816 and encodes 523 amino acids. NCBI's taxonomy places the organism in Eukaryota, Metazoa, Mollusca, Cephalopoda, Octopoda, Octopodidae. The transcript has 2 exons. The record is from RefSeq and is a predicted model, not a curated record.